UGAGAAGAGAUGGCGGGGAAUGCGGAGCAGCUGGAGCUCCCUCUCAUCGAUCUCUCCUCCCCCGAUCGCGCAUGCUCCGCCAAAUCGAUUCGCAAGGCAUGCGUGGAUCAUGGUUUCUUCUACCUUGUGAAUCAUGGAAUCGAGGAGUCGGUUCUCCAGCUGGUGUUUCAGGACAGCAAGAAGUUCUUCUCGUUGCCUCUUGAUGAGAAGAGGAAGCUUGAAUAUAAGGAUCACAGAGGAUAUACCCCAAUGUUUGCUGAAACCCUCGAUCCUUCAUCCAAAAUCAAAGGGGAUUUGAAAGAGGGAUUUUAUAUUGGUCCUGCUAAAUUGAGUGAUUCACAAGUGGAUGCAAAUCAGUGGCCUUCAGAUGAUGUUUUGCCAUGUUGGAGAGCCACGAUGGAAUCUUAUUAUGAAAAAAUGCUGUAAGUUCUAUUGUUUUGGAAAACCUUUUUGUUUCAAAAUAUGUUCCAUUUUGUUUUAUUCCAAUUUGCUACUUGACAUGCGAUGUUGGCAUGUUUGGUUUAUAUGGCAGCAUUAUGUGUUUUACACCAUACAACAAUUUUUUUUGGGCCCUUGUCCUAUGUGGUUAUUCAAACUGUUUCAACUGACAUUUAAUUUUAUCAUGUGCUGAGGCCCACGUUCAGUAACCUUUUUUUAUUUUUUUUAUUUUUGGGUUCAGUACCUUUACUAAAGUGUGGUGUAUUAUUAGCUUAUUGUCCUGAUGAGAGGUAGUGUUUCAAGACCACUUUGUUCAAAACUUCAAAUCACGAUUAUUGCAAUUUCAGAUGACUUGAUUAAUGGCUUUUACUGUAAUUUCCUCUUGAAGAGUUUAAUAGAAUUAUGCUCCAUGUGUUAUAUGAGAAAAAUGUUGUUGAAUCCCACUUUUGAUCUAGGCUUGUUCUUUCAUAUAGGGAAAUAUAAUUGGAAUUAACACUAUAUGAUGGUAUAGCACACACAAUAUUCGCAACCACUUGAUGCUCAGGAUGUUUAUCCCUAACGGUUGACUUUGUCAUUGGGCACUAUCAUGUAACUGUUAGAUGUUUGGGAUACAGCUGAAACAAUCUAUCCUGACAAUAAAUUUCCUUUUUCGGCAAAAAUAUGAACUAUGUAGGCUGCAAAAUGCUUGAAACUGACUUGUUAAUUUUGCAUGUGGCGAUUGUCUAGGGCUUGAUUAGCUGUUACUUUUAGGAUGGUUUUAUAUACCUC
This is a messenger RNA of Dioscorea cayenensis subsp. rotundata (Guinea yam), 1206 nucleotides long. RefSeq names its product 2-oxoglutarate-dependent dioxygenase citB-like. The transcript has 4 exons. Bases 10 to 426 code for a protein of 138 amino acids. NCBI's taxonomy places the organism in Eukaryota, Viridiplantae, Streptophyta, Magnoliopsida, Dioscoreales, Dioscoreaceae. The record is from RefSeq and is a predicted model, not a curated record.